This is a messenger RNA of Actinia tenebrosa (Australian red waratah sea anemone), 1773 nucleotides long. Its product is annotated as dol-P-Man:Man(7)GlcNAc(2)-PP-Dol alpha-1,6-mannosyltransferase. Gene Ontology annotation, molecular function: alpha-1,6-mannosyltransferase activity. NCBI's taxonomy places the organism in Eukaryota, Metazoa, Cnidaria, Anthozoa, Actiniaria, Actiniidae. Gene Ontology annotation, cellular component: endoplasmic reticulum membrane. Gene Ontology annotation, biological process: protein N-linked glycosylation. The record is from RefSeq and is a predicted model, not a curated record.
AUGGCAACCUCCAGUGGAAGUUUUGCGCUGGAGAUUUUAUUAGUAUUGUUGACAGCAAGCUAUGUCGUAUUUUGCCCUUUUACUAAAGUGGAAGAAAGCUUCAACCUUCAAGCUACUCAUGACAUUCUUUAUCAUGGAUUUGAUAUCAAAAAGUAUGAUCAUUUGGAGUUUCCAGGAGUAGUUCCAAGAUCAUUUAUUGGACCUCUAUUUCUAUCUAUUCUCUCUUUUCCCUUSGUUACAAUAUUGAAAGUGAUAGGAGUGGCAAAGAUAUACUCCCAGUAUGUAGUUAGAAUUGCCCUUGGUCUGUGCACAAUCUUUGCAUUCAUCCUGUACAAGAGAGCAGUGUCUAAGAAACUUGGAUCCAAUGUUGGUACCCUCCUGACGUUGUUGACGAUGAAUCAGUUUCAUUUUCUAUUUUACUCGUCCAGACCACUCCCAAAUACAUUUGCACUUUGCCUUGUUCUUUUAUCAGCAACCCAUUGGUUGCUUAAGAAGCAUGCUCUUUUUAUUUGGACGUCAGCAUUUGUAAUCACAGUUUUUAGAACAGAGUUAUGCAUACUGCUUGGUUUGAUGCUGUUGAUUGAACUUGGAAGCAGGAGAUUAUCUUUAGGAAAAGCCUUUAUUCACUCUGCUUUGGCUGGAAUAGUAGCACUAGGUUUGACAGUAGGUAUUGACUCAGUAUUUUGGCAGAGAUACCUGUGGCCUGAAGGAGAAGUGUUCUACUUCAAUGCCGUGCUCAACAAGAGCUCACAGUGGGGAACAGAACCAUUUCUGUGGUACUUKUACUCUGCUCUACCCAGAGCUCUACUCUUUGGCCUGCCUCUUAUCCCUGUUGGUCUGUGGUAUGAAAGAAGGAYGUGGAGCCUUGCUUGGCCAUCCCUUGUGUUUGUUUUCAUGUUCUCAUUUCUACCUCACAAGGAACUUCGAUUCAUUAUAUAUGUGUUCCCUAUCUUCAAUACUGUAGCAGCUUGUGGGCUCAAUUAUAUAUAUCAACACUACCACAAGUGGAGAAGCUGGUUAUCAGCCAUURUUGUCCCUGGCACAAUUGCUGGUCUGCUGUGCAGUUUUGCAGCAACUGAUUUGCUUGCAUACGUGUCUUACCACAACUACCCAGGGGGYGUGGCUCUAACCCGGUUGCAUCAAAUACUGCAAGACAAACCAGGAACCAUUCAUGUGCAUAUUUGUGUUGCUGCUGCCGAAACAGGGAUCUCCAGGUUUGGCGAAUCCAAUGUGCCAUCGAUCAGGUAUUCAAAAGCUGAGGGAUUAAAGAAAGGAAGUCCAGAGAUGCAUCAGUUCACCCACCUCAUAACAGAAGCACCAUGUACCGGCGAUGUUUAUGAAAAUACCCACACAGUAUUGGAYGAAAUAAAAGGCUUUACAAAGGUGGUUAUCAACCUCAAGAACUUUCCUUUUAUUAUCAGGAUUCAAAUGGAUACGAAGCUCUGUAUUCUACAGAGAAAUGAAUAAUGAUCUUGCAAAAUACUGAUCUGAUAUACGUGUAGUAUGCAGUAUCAAUAAAUUUUAUAAAAAAAUUAGAAUAGUAAAAAACGAAAUAGGAGACAAUCAAUAAAUAAUAAAGUGAUAUUAAUCCAAUGUUUAUCAGUACUAAGAUCCUCUAUUUAAAUACAUGAUCCAUAAUUCAUUGAUAAAUUAUUAGAUUACCUCAAAAAUGGAAUACUUUCAGGAUAUACAGUAAGAAAAUAACAUAGUGAGUUCACUGUACAGUUUGCCCAAAAUAAAAAUAUUCAUUGCCAAAGUUGGCAAAGUACCUUA